Drosophila guanche is the source of this 3784-nucleotide messenger RNA. RefSeq names its product structural maintenance of chromosomes protein 2 (gene SMC2). Bases 110 to 3649 code for a protein of 1179 amino acids. Lineage: Eukaryota; Metazoa; Arthropoda; Insecta; Diptera; Drosophilidae. The transcript is spliced from 7 exons. Gene Ontology annotation, cellular component: chromosome. The record is from RefSeq and is a predicted model, not a curated record. Gene Ontology annotation, molecular function: ATP binding; ATP hydrolysis activity; protein binding. Gene Ontology annotation, biological process: chromosome organization.
AAAAUCAACCCUGGGCGUCAGCAUCGCAAUUUGGAAGAAAUUGCGGUAAAAAGUUAUAUUUUGACGCAAGAACGAAGACUGAAUUGAAAUUUAAGGAAAUUGCUGCAAAAUGUAUGUGAAAAAGCUGGUGCUCGACGGGUUCAAAUCCUACGGGCGCCGCACAGAAAUUGAUGGCUUCGAUCCAGAGUUCACGGCCAUCACCGGUUUGAACGGCUCCGGCAAAUCCAACAUUUUGGACAGCAUUUGCUUUGUGCUGGGCAUCAGUAAUCUGCAGAAUGUGCGCGCCUCCGCUCUGCAAGAUCUGGUGUACAAGAACGGACAGGCGGGCAUAACUAAGGCAACGGUGACGAUUGUUUUUGACAACACAAAUGCCCUCCAGUGUCCGCAGGGGUACGAGAAGUGCCGCGAGAUAUCGGUGACCCGCCAGGUUGCAGUUGGAGGCAAGAACAAAUUCCAUAUCAAUGGCAAGCUGGUGCAGAACAAGAAAGUGCAGGACUUCUUCUGCUCCAUCCAGUUGAAUGUGAACAAUCCCAACUUCCUGAUCAUGCAGGGCAAGAUCCAGCAAGUGCUCAACAUGAAGCCCAAGGAGGUGCUGUCUAUGGUGGAGGAGGCCGCUGGCACCAGCCUGUACAAGUCGAAACGCGAUGCCACCAAGAAUCUAAUCGAAAAGAAGGAAACCAAGGUGCGCGAGACCAAGGCUUUGCUGGAGGAGGAGGUGUAUCCAAAGCUGGUCAAGCUGCAAGAGGAACGCGCUGCCCACGAUGAGUACCAGAAACUCACGCGCGAACUGGACUAUCAGACGCGCAUCUUCAUCUCUGCACAAUACCUAAAGCAGUGUGAAUCCCUCAAGACGUUGGAGGCAAGUGAACACAAGAUAGACGCUCGCAUAGCCACUUGCCUGUCGACGCGCGACCAGAACCUGCAGGAAAUGGAGAACAUUGAAAGCUCCGUCAAGGAAAUGCAGGAGAAGAUCGAGGCCGAGAUGGGUGGUUCGAUAAAGGAGCUAGAGGCGCAGCUGAGUGCCAAACGUGCGCAGGAGGCCACAGCCUCGGGCAGUUUGAAGGCGGCCCAGGGUACCAUUGAACAAGACCAGCGGAAGAUUAAGACGGCCGCAAAGAACAUUGCCGAUGACGAGCGUGCCCUCAAGCAAAAGGAGGCCGCCAUGUCGAAGGUGCAGGGCGAAUUUGAAGCUCUGAAAGAGGCAGACUCGACCGAUGCCAAGGCCUAUGAGGCUGCUCAGCGUAAGCUCGAGGCUGUCUCACAGGGCCUGUCCACCAAUGAGGAUGGCGAGGCAAGCACAUUGCAGGAGCAGCUCAUAGUGGCCAAGGAGCAGUUGAGCGAGGCGCAGACCACCAUAAAAACCUCAGAGAUGGAGCUGCGGCACACACGAGGUUUGCUGAAACAAAAACAGGGCGAAACGCAGACCAACGAUGCUGCCUAUGUGAAGGACAAGGCACAGCACGACCAGCUGCUGGUGGAGAUACAGAGCCUGGAGCGACAGCUGCAGGGACUCAACUAUGAGAGCGGGCAGUUUGAGCAGCUGCGUGAGCACAGAAACCAGCUGCUAACCCGCAAGCGAGACCUAAAGCGUGAGCUGGAGCAGCGCAAUGCCUCGCGCUACGAUCUGCAGUACCAGGACCCAGAGCCCAACUUUGAUCGCCGCAAAGUGCGUGGCAUGGUGGGCAAGCUGUUUAAGGUGUCUGAUAUGGCAAACUCAAUGGCCCUGGUGACCGCAGCAGGCGGCAAUUUGUACAGCUUUGUGACGGAUGAUGAUGUGACCAGCAAGAUGAUUCUGCAGCGUGGCAAUUUGCAGCGACGCGUCACCCUGAUGCCCAUCAACAAGAUUUCGCAACAUGCGCUGAGCAGGAACGUGGUGGAGUAUGCCCAGAACAAGGUUGGAGCAGAGAAUGUACAGUGGGCCUUGUCGCUUGUGGAGUACGAGCGCUACUACGAGCCAGUUAUGAAGUUUUGCUUUGGCAGCAUUCUCAUCUGCAAGGAUUUGGAAGUGGCCAAGCAGAUAAGCUACGAUAAGCGCAUUAAUUGCCGUUCGGUGACAUUGGAAGGCGAUCUGGUGGAUCCACAUGGCACUGUGUCGGGCGGUGCUGCGCCCAAGGGAGCAAAUGUCCUGGAGGAAUUGUACUCCAUACGCGAAUUGGAAAACGAAUACAAGCAAAUCGACAUAGAGGUGCAGCGUGUGCAGCAGGAAAUGGCUUCCAUUGAGAACGUGGCCCAUUCGUACAACAAGAUAAAGGAGAACCUUGAUAUGCGCCAGCAUGAGCUUACAAAUUGCAAGAAUCGUCUGGCCCAGACCACAUUUCAGCAGAACCAGGCCGAGAUCGAGGAGAUGAAGGAGAAGGUUCAGACCCUCGAGCAGCAGAAUGCUGAUUCACGCGAGAAGCAGAAGAGUUCGCAGGCCAAGAUCAAGGAUAUCGAAGCAAAGUUAGCCGAUGCCAAGGGCUAUCGCGAGCGUGAGCUCAAGUCGGCCACCAACGAGGUGAAGGAGACCAAGCAGAGGGCGGAAAAGUCGCGUGCCAAUUGGAAGAAGCGGGAGCAGGAGUUCGAGACGCUGCAGCUGGAGAUCACGGAGCUGCAAAAGACCAUAGAAACCUCCAAGCAGGAGCACCAGGCCAUGGUCGAAAAUCUCGAAAAGUUCAUCGCCGAUCUGGCCGCUCUGCAGGCGAAGAGCUCCAGUGCCGAGUCCGAGGUGGCGGCCCUCGAGCAGGGCAUCAAAGCGCAAAAGGACAAGCUGCAUGCCCAGAACAAGGAGAUGCGCAAUUUGAUGGUGAAGCGGGAUAAGAUGGAGAAACAGAACCAGGAACUCGAACUGGAGGUGAAGAAGAAGGAGAAUGACAAGAACAAAGCGGGCUCCCAGACCAAGGAUGCCAAGAGGCGCAUUGAGGAUCUAGAGGUAAAGUAUCCCUGGAUACCAGAGGACAAGGGGGCCUUUGGUGUCAAGAACACCCGCUACGACUACAGCAAGGCGGACCCAGUUGAGGCUGGCAGAAAGCUGGCAAAGAUUAAGGAGAAGACGGACAAAAUGGAGCGUACGCUGAACAUGAAUGCCAUCGCGAUUCUGAAGCGAGAGCAGGAGAACUACGACGAGACACAGCGUCGCCGUAAUAUUGUGGCCAUGGACAAGGAGAAGAUCAAGAAAAUCAUUGUGAAAAUGGACGAAGAGGAGCAGAGUCAGCUGAAUCGCGCUGCCACCGAGGUGAACGAUAACUUCAGUGGCAUUUUCAGCAGCCUGCUGCCCGGCGCGGAAGCGUGUCUCAAACCCGUUCUGACCAACGGCUGCCUGACAGGCCUCGAGAUCAAGGUCGGCUUCAAUGGCACAUGGAAGGAGAGUCUCGGCGAGCUGUCUGGUGGCCAAAAGUCUCUGGUGGCGCUGUCCCUGGUCCUGGCCAUGCUGAAGUUCUCGCCAGCGCCCCUCUAUAUAUUGGACGAGGUGGACGCCGCCCUGGAUAUGUCGCACACCCAGAACAUUGGCAGCAUGCUGAAGACGCACUUUACCAACUCUCAGUUCCUGAUUGUCUCCCUCAAGGAUGGCCUAUUCAAUCAUGCCAAUGUGCUGUUCCGCACGCUAUUCGAGGAGGGUGUCUCCACCAUCUCGCGCCAGGUCAGCAGAUCGGCCGUCGGCAACACUCGUUAAACAUUUGCAUUCUCAUUUCUCAUGCUUGGGAAUAAUUAUAUCUCCGCUGCAUGCCACGAGAUUAAUUGAUUAUUUAUUAAUUCAUGUACAUACCACAUACGUUUUGCACAUAAAUAAACAAUUAUUAGUUGUAAA